AUGAGGUGGAAAUGUGUGUGGUUGUGUUUCCUUGCAUUGUCUGUUGCCAGCAUCAAGGAUGUCCAAGCCAGACAGGUUCGCAACCAUGUCAGCAGCAUCUGCAGCACAUGGGGCAGAGAGCACUUCAAGACCUUUGACGGUGAUGUUUACCAGUUUCCUGGUAUGUGUGAAUACAACUUGGCCUCUGACUGCCAUGACUCUUACCAGGAGUUCUCGGUGCACAUGAAGAGGAAGGAGAAUGAUGGAGACGCUACAGUCAGUUAUGUGGUGGUUACCAUCAAUGACCUUUCUUUCCACCUCACCAAGAGCCAGGUCACUGUGAAUGACCUUCCUGUCAAGAUGCCAUACUACAAUGCUGGGGUACAAGUGGAAAAAAAUGCUGUUUACAUCAAGCUCCAGUCCAAAGUUGGCAUUACUGUCAUGUGGAAUGGUGAUGAUGCAGUCAUGGUAGAGGUGGAUCAGGAUUAUGCUAAUCGUACUUGUGGACUUUGUGGAGACUUCAAUGGUGUUUCUGUCUACAAUGAGUUCAUUCAUAAUGGCCUCAAAAUUAGCCCCAUUGAGUUUGGCAACAAACAGAAAGCCCACCGUCCAAACGAUGAUUGUGAGGACCCCUAUGAACAGGAGGAUGAAUCACCAGAGAAACAGACCGUGCGGGAUUCUUGCAAGGAGUUUCAAACCACCUGUAAACAGAUGCUACGUUCAGAGUCCUGGAGCUCCUGCACCAAACUGAUUAACCCUGAGCCUUACAUCCAAGCCUGUGUGCAGGACAUGUGUGGCUGCAUCAACAGUACAAAUGACUCAUGUGUCUGCAGCACACUGUCUGAGUUCUCUAGACAGUGUUCCCAUGCUGGAGGACAGCCUCCCAACUGGAGGACACCUCAGUUCUGUGCUAAACAGUGCCUAUACAACAUGGUUUAUGAAGAGAGUGGUUCUCCUUGCAUGGAUACUUGCACACACUCGGACACAAGUUCACUGUGUGAGGAUCACAAAAUGGACGGCUGCUUCUGUCCUCCUGGAACUGUGUUUGAUGAUAUUUCCAUGAGAGGGUGCAUUGCUCAAUCUGAAUGUCAGUGCAAGCAUGACAAAAUCUAUAACUCUGGUGACGUCUACCGACAGGACAGAAAGAAUUGUACAUGUUCUGAAGGAAGAUGGGUUUGUGAGAGCCUUCAAAUACCUGCCACAUGUGCUGUUGAAGAGGGUUCACAUGUAACUACCUUUGAUGGGAAAACUUUCACCUUCCAUGGAGACUGUUAUUACACCUUGGCCAAGGUGGAAAACAAGAAUGAUGCUGGUCCAAAGUUCACCAUCCUGGUACAGUUGGCGCCAUGUGCAAACCAAGAGUUUGACACUUGUCUUAAGGCCCUUAAAAUCCUGCUGAACAAUGACAGAAACAAUGUAUUAAUGUUCACUUCUGAUGGGGCAGUAAAGCAGAAUAUGCAGACCAUUAGUUUGCCGUACCACUCAGGUGACAUCAACAUAUUCCACGCUUCAUCCUUUCACAUUUUGCUCCAGACAAGUUUUGGAUUGCAAAUUCAAAUCCAGCAUGUGCCUGUCAUGCAAGUGUAUGUCAGCCUGGACCAGAGCUACAAAUCAAAGACACGUGGUUUGUGUGGUAACUACAACAUGAUCCUGUCUGAUGACAUGAAGACUCCUCAGGGGAUUGUGGAGGGAACAGCAGCCACUUUUAGUAACUCAUGGAAAACUAACCUCAUGUGCCAAGACAGAGAGGAAAGACUUGAUGACCCCUGUUCCCUCAGUGUGGAAAAUGAGGGAUACGCCAAACAUUGGUGCGCCUUGCUAAUAAGUCCAAAUAGUACCUUCACACAGUGCCAUUCAGUGGUGGAUCCUGAGAUAUAUUCUAAGCGGUGUAUUUACGCAACCUGUAACUGCGAGAAGAGUGAGGCCUGUCUGUGUGCCGUCUUGUCCUCCUAUGCACGAGCUUGUGCAUCUAUGGGAGUGUUCUUGACAAAUUGGAGAGACAAUGUGUGUGAUAAAUACACAAGGAGCUGCCCAGCAUCUCAGACCUUCUCUUACAAGCAUCAGAGAUGCCAGUUGACGUGUAGAUCACUGGGCUCAGAGCAGCAGAGCUGCACUUCUGACUUCUUGCCUGUGGAUGGCUGCUCCUGUCCUGAGGGUCUCUACCUAAAUGAAAAUGGCAAAUGCGUCCCCAUGGCAAAAUGUCCCUGCUACCACGACGAAGUCUACAUCAAGCCAGGAAAGUCUAUAAACAUGAAGGACGAACACUGUGUGUGCACUAAUGGAAAGCUUCAUUGCCGUUCUUGGGGACCCCGCUCAUCAGCAUGCCCCUCUCCAAAAGUGUUCUUCAACUGCUCCACUGCUGGCAAAGGAGAGCUUGGACUACAGUGUGCUCGAACUUGUUUAAAUCUGGACAGCGAUGAUUGUGACUCCACAGAGUGUAAAUCAGGCUGUCGCUGUCCAUUAGGCCUUGUUGAUGAUGGCAAAGGUUCCUGUGUGAAAGAACAUGAAUGUCCAUGUCAGCACAAUGGGCAUCUCUAUCUCCGUGGAACACGAAUUCCUAACAAGUGCAACACCUGUACCUGCAAAAGUGGAAAAUGGGAGUGCACAGAGAAAAAAUGCUCAGGAACCUGCGUUAUUUAUGGAAGUGGUCAUUACAACACAUUUGAUCAGCGAACAUAUGGGUUUCAAGGACAUUGUGCCUAUGUUGCAAUGAAGAACAAAUGUGGCAAUAAAACAGUACAGGACAACUUUGGAGUUAUCACAGAAAAUGUACCAUGUGGCACUACUGGCACCACAUGCUCCAAAACUGUCCGAAUCCAACUGGGGCAAAAGGAAGUUAAACUGUCAAAGGGUAAAUAUGAAGAGACGGACCUGGGAUAUGGCAGUCAGAUUCAGUACAAAAUAAGAAGGGUUGGCUUGUAUCUGGUCAUAGAAUCUGCCAUUGGUCUGGCAGUGAUGUGGGAUCGCAAAACAACUGUUCGCAUCCUGUUGGAACCACAGCACAGGGGAGAGGUAUGUGGCUUGUGUGGAGAUUUUGAUGGUGAUGGACAGAAUGACUUUACCACCCAAGGUCAGCUGACAGUGAGCAAUCCGUUAGAAUUUGCUAACAGCUGGAAAGUGUCUAGCACUUGCCCAGAUGUGGACACAAAUGUAGAUCCUUGUGGAGCAACACCCAAUCGACAUCACUGGGCAAAAAUGAUGUGCAGCAUUAUAACUGGAGAUACGUUCAAAAACUGCCGCAAUAAGGUAGAUCCUCGUCCAUUUUAUGAUAACUGUGUGAAAGAUUCCUGUGCCUGUGACACUGGAGGAGACUGUGAAUGUUUCUGCUCAGCAGUUGCAGCUUAUGCUCAAGCUUGUAAUGAGGCUGGUGUCUGUGUUGCAUGGAGAACUCCAGAAAUCUGUCCUGUCUUUUGUGACUACUACAAUGACCCGGGUGAAUGCAAGUGGCACUACAAUCCUUGUCACACACCUUGCUACAAGACCUGUUUGAAUCCACAAGGAAAUUGUAGCAACCCUAUACCCAACCUGGAAGGCUGUUACCCUGUUUGCCCUGAAGAUAAGCCCAUAUUUGAUGAGGAGAAGCAGGAAUGUGUGGAGGAAUGUGAAGGUUGCUUUUACAACGGGACUAGAUAUGAAGACCAUGACGUUAUUUACAAUGUGACUGACAACAUGGGAAUGUGCUACUACGCAAUCUGUAUUAAUACAACAAUAACAUUUAUAAAUGAAACCUGCUCUACAACAACUGUUUCACCAUCAACAUCACCAACGAUUACUACAGUCACUACACCUGUGACAACGGUAACUGAAACCGGUACUACAACUCUAAAGCCAACUGUAAGCCCCACAGCCCUCCCUACUAGAACAACUGAAGAGCAAACCACAACCACAGAAUCUACAACCACACCAACAGGACCCCCAACUACAACAGAGGGGCCAACAACAACCACAAAAUCGACAACUUCACCAACUGAACCGCCCUCUACAACUCCAGGGACAACUUCUACACCUGUGACAACGGUAACUGAACCCGGUACUACAACUCUAAAGCCAACUGUAAGCCCAACAACCACAAAAUCUACAACCCUGACCACCGAACCUCCUACUACAACUCAAAGGACAACCACAAAAUCGACAACUUCACCAACUGAACCGCCCUCUACAACUCCAGGGACAACUUCUACACCUGUGCCAACGGUAACUGAAACCGGUACUACAACUCUAAAGCCAACUGUAAGCCCCACAGCCCUCCCUACUAGAACAACUGAAGAGCAAACCACAACCACAGAAUCUACAACCACACCAACAGGACCCCCAACUACAACAGAGGGGCCAACAACAACCACAAAAUCGACAACUUCACCAACUGAACUGCCCUCUACAACUCCAGGGACAACUUCUACACCUGUGACAACGGUAACUGAACCCGGUACUACAACUCUAAAGCCAACUGUAAGCCCAACAACCACAAAAUCUACAACCCUGACCACCGAACCUCCUACUACAACUCAAAGGACAACCACAAAAUCGACAACUUCACCAACUGAACCGCCCUCUACAACUCCAGGGACAACUUCUACACCUGUGCCAACGGUAACUGAAACCGGUACUACAACUCUAAAGCCAACUGUAAGCCCCACAGCCCUCCCUACUAGAACAACUGAAGAGCAAACCACAACCACAGAAUCUACAACCACACCAACAGGACCCCCAACUACAACAGAGGGGCUAACCACAACCACAACAGAGGGGCCAACAACAACCAUAAAAUCUACAACCCUGACCACCGAACCUCCUACUACAACUCAAAGGACAACCACAAAAUCGACAACUUCACCAACUGAAUCGCCUUCUACAACUCCAGGGACAACUUCUGCCACUACUCCAUGUAUUAAUACGUGUGAGUGGUCAGACUGGUAUGAUGUACAUAAUCCAGAAGAGGACAAAAGUGACUGGGAAACAUAUGAGAACAUCACAAAUAGUGGUAAAAAAAUAUGUGAAAAACCAAAUGAAAUUGAUUGUAGAUCAGCAGCUCAACCUGACAUGGAUUUCGAUGACUAUUUGAGUGAAACUCACCAAGUUGUUUCCUGUGAUUUGGAAAUUGGCUUAAUAUGUAGAAAAGAGGACCAGAAAAGCCGUCCAUUCAAGUGCUUCAACUAUAAGAUCAGAGUUUGUUGUGAGGUAAACAUAUGUGGAAGCACAACCCCAACAAAUACACCUAUUAUCACAACUAAGGGACCAACCACAACCACAACAGAGGAGCCAACCACAGCCACAAAAUCAACAACCCCAACCGCUGUACCUCCUACUACAACUAAGGGACCAACCCCAACCACAACAGAGGAGCCAACCACAACCACAAAAUCUACAUCUCCGACCUCUGUACCUCCUAGUACAACUGGUGGGACAACCACAACUACAAAAUCAACAACCCCAACCGCUGUACCUCCUAGUACAACUCAGAGUCCAACCACAAGCACAACAGAGGAGCCAACCACGACCACAAAAUCUACAUCUCCGACCUCUGUACCUCCAAGUACAACUGGUGGGACAACCACAACCACAAAAUCAACAACCCCAACCGCUGUACCUCCUACUACAACUAAGGGACCAACCCCAACCACAACAGAGGAGCCAACCACGACCACAAAAUCUACAUCUCCGACCUCUGUACCUCCUAGUACAACUGGUGGGACAACCACAACCACAAAAUCAACAACCCCAACCGCUGUACCUCCUAGUACAACUAAGGGACCAACCCCAACCACAACAGAGGAGCCAACCACGACCACAAAAUCUACAUCUCCGACCUCUGUACCUCCAAGUACAACUGGUGGGACAACCACAACCACAAAAUCAACAACCCCAACCGCUGUACCUCCUAGUACAACUCAGAGUCCAACCACAAGCACAACAGAGGAGCCAACCACGACCACAAAAUCUACAUCUCCGACCUCUGUACCUCCUAGUACAACUGGUGGGACAACCACAACCACAAAAUCAACAACCCCAACCGCUGUACCUCCUACUACAACUCAGAGUCCAACCACAAGCACAACAGAGGAGCCAACCACGACCACAAAAUCUACAUCUCCGACCUCUGUACCUCCUAGUACAACUGGUGGGACAACCACAACCACAAAAUCAACAACCCCAACCGCGGUACCUCCUAGUACAACUAAGGGACCAACCCCAACCACAACAGAGGAGCCAACCACGACCACAAAAUCUACAUCUCCGACCUCUGUACCUCCAAGUACAACUGGUGGGACAACCACAACCACAAAAUCAACAACCCCAACCACUGUACCUCCUAGUACAACUAAGGGACCAACCCCAACCACAACAGAGGAGCCAACCACGACCACAAAAUCUACAUCUCCGACCUCUGUACCUCCAAGUACAACUGGUGGGACAACCACAACCACAAAAUCAACAACCCCAACCGCUGUACCUCCUAGUACAACUAAGGGACCAACCCCAACCACAACAGAGGAGCCAACCACGACCACAAAAUCUACAUCUCCGACCUCUGUACCUCCAAGUACAACUGGUGGGACAACCACAACCACAAAAUCAACAACCCCAACCGCUGUACCUCCUACUACAACUAAGGGACCAACCCCAACCACAACAGAGGAGCCAACCACGACCACAAAAUCUACAUCUCCGACCUCUGUACCUCCUAGUACAACUGGUGGGACAACCACAACCACAAAAUCAACAACCCCAACCGCUGUACCUCCUAGUACAACUAAGGGACCAACCCCAACCACAACAGAGGAGCCAACCAUGACCACAAAAUCUACAUCUCCGACCUCUGUACCUCCAAGUACAACUGGUGGGACAACCACAACCACAAAAUCAACAACCCCAACCGCUGUACCUCCUACUACAACUAAGGGACCAACCCCAACCACAACAGAGGAGCCAACCACGACCACAAAAUCUACAUCUCCGACCUCUGUACCUCCUAGUACAACUGGUGGGACAACCACAACUACAAAAUCAACAACCCCAACCGCUGUACCUCCUAGUACAACUCAGAGUCCAACCACAAGCACAACAGAGGAGCCAACCACGACCACAAAAUCUACAUCUCCGACCUCUGUACCUCCAAGUACAACUGGUGGGACAACCACAACCACAAAAUCAACAACCCCAACCACUGUACCUCCUACUACAACUAAGGGACCAACCCCAACCACAACAGAGGAGCCAACCACGACCACAAAAUCUACAUCUCCGACCUCUGUACCUCCUAGUACAACUGGUGGGACAACCACAACCACAAAAUCAACAACCCCAACCGCUGUACCUCCUAGUACAACUCAGAGUCCAACCACAAGCACAACAGAGGAGCCAACCACGACCACAAAAUCUACAUCUCCGACCUCUGUACCUCCAAGUACAACUGGUGGGACAACCACAACCACAAAAUCAACAACCCCAACCGCUGUACCUCCUACUACAACUAAGGGACCAACCCCAACCACAACAGAGGAGCCAACCACGACCACAAAAUCUACAUCUCCGACCUCUGUACCUCCUAGUACAACUGGUGGGACAACCACAACCACAAAAUCAACAACCCCAACCGCUGUACCUCCUACUACAACUCAGAGUCCAACCACAAGCACAACAGAGGAGCCAACCACGACCACAAAAUCUACAUCUCCGACCUCUGUACCUCCUAGUACAACUGGUCGGACAACCACAACCACAAAAUCAACAACCCCAACCGCUGUACCUCCUAGUACAACUAAGGGACCAACCCCAACCACAACAGAGGAGCCAACCACGACCACAAAAUCUACAUCUCCGACCUCUGUACCUCCAAGUACAACUGGUGGGACAACCACAACCACAAAAUCAACAACCCCAACCACUGUACCUCCUAGUACAACUAAGGGACCAACCCCAACCACAACAGAGGAGCCAACCACGACCACAAAAUCUACAUCUCCGACCUCUGUACCUCCAAGUACAACUGGUGGGACAACCACAACCACAAAAUCAACAACCCCAACUGCUGUACCUCCUAGUACAACUAAGGGACCAACCCCAACCACAACAGAGGAGCCAACCACGACCACAAAAUCUACAUCUCCGACCUCUGUACCUCCAAGUACAACUGGUGGGACAACCACAACCACAAAAUCAACAACCCCAACCGCUGUACCUCCUACUACAACUAAGGGACCAACCCCAACCACAACAGAGGAGCCAACCACGACCACAAAAUCUACAUCUCCGACCUCUGUACCUCCUAGUACAACUGGUGGGACAACCACAACCACAAAAUCAACAACCCCAACCGCUGUACCUCCUAGUACAACUAAGGGACCAACCCCAACCACAACAGAGGAGCCAACCACGACCACAAAAUCUACAUCUCCGACCUCUGUACCUCCUAGUACAACUGGUGGGACAACCACAACCACAAAAUCAACAACCCCAACCGCUGUACCUCCUACUACAACUAAGGGACCAACCCCAACCACAACAGAGGAGCCAACCACGACCACAAAAUCUACAUCUCCGACCUCUGUACCUCCUAGUACAACUGGUGGGACAACCACAACUACAAAAUCAACAACCCCAACUGCUGUACCUCCUAGUACAACUCAGAGUCCAACCACAAGCACAACAGAGGAGCCAACCACGACCACAAAAUCUACAUCUCCGACCUCUGUACCUCCAAGUACAACUGGUGGGACAACCACAACCACAAAAUCAACAACCCCAACCACUGUACCUCCUACUACAACUAAGGGACCAACCCCAACCACAACAGAGGAGCCAACCACGACCACAAAAUCUACAUCUCCGACCUCUGUACCUCCUAGUACAACUGGUGGGACAACCACAACCACAAAAUCAACAACCCCAACCGCUGUACCUCCUACUACAACUAAGGGACCAACCACAAGCACAACAGAGGAGCCAACCACGACCACAAAAUCUACAUCUCCGACCUCUGUACCUCCAAGUACAACUGGUGGGACAACCACAACCACAAAAUCAACAACCCCAACCGCUGUACCUCCUACUACAACUAAGGGACCAACCCCAACCACAACAGAGGAGCCAACCACGACCACAAAAUCUACAUCUCCGACCUCUGUACCUCCAAGUACAACUGGUGGGACAACCACAACCACAAAAUCAACAACCCCAACCGCUGUACCUCCUACUACAACUAAGGGACCAACCCCAACCACAACAGAGGAGCCAACCACGACCACAAAAUCUACAUCUCCGACCUCUGUACCUCCAAGUACAACUGGUGGGACAACCACAACCACAAAAUCAACAACCCCAACCGCUGUACCUCCUACUACAACUAAGGGACCAACCCCAACCACAACAGAGGAGCCAACCACGACCACAAAAUCUACAUCUCCGACCUCUGUACCUCCUAGUACAACUGGUGGGACAACCACAACCACAAAAUCAACAACCCCAACCGCUGUACCUCCUACUACAACUAAGGGACCAACCCCAACCACAACAGAGGAGCCAACCACGACCACAAAAUCUACAUCUCCGACCUCUGUACCUCCUAGUACAACUGGUGGGACAACCACAACCACAAAAUCAACAACCCCAACCGCUGUACCUCCUAGUACAACUAAGGGACCAACCCCAACCACAACAGAGGAGCCAACCACGACCACAAAAUCUACAUCUCCGACCUCUGUACCUCCAAGUACAACUGGUGGGACAACCACAACCACAAAAUCAACAACCCCAACCGCUGUACCUCCUACUACAACUAAGGGACCAACCCCAACCACAACAGAGGAGCCAACCACGACCACAAAAUCUACAUCUCCGACCUCUGUACCUCCUAGUACAACUGGUGGGACAACCACAACCACAAAAUCAACAACCCCAACCGCUGUACCUCCUAGUACAACUCAGAGUCCAACCACAAGCACAACAGAGGAGCCAACCACGACCACAAAAUCUACAUCUCCGACCUCUGUACCUCCAAGUACAACUGGUGGGACAACCACAACCACAAAAUCAACAACCCCAACCGCUGUACCUCCUACUACAACUAAGGGACCAACCCCAACCACAACAGAGGAGCCAACCACGACCACAAAAUCUACAUCUCCGACCUCUGUACCUCCUAGUACAACUGGUGGGACAACCACAACCACAAAAUCAACAACCCCAACCGCUGUACCUCCUACUACAACUAAGGGACCAACCCCAACCACAACAGAGGAGCCAACCACGACCACAAAAUCUACAUCUCCGACCUCUGUACCUCCUAGUACAACUGGUGGGACAACCACAACCACAAAAUCAACAACCCCAACCGCUGUACCUCCUAGUACAACUAAGGGACCAACCCCAACCACAACAGAGGAGCCAACCACGACCACAAAAUCUACAUCUCCGACCUCUGUACCUCCAAGUACAACUGGUGGGACAACCACAACCACAAAAUCAACAACCCCAACCGCUGUACCUCCUACUACAACUAAGGGACCAACCCCAACCACAACAGAGGAGCCAACCACGACCACAAAAUCUACAUCUCCGACCUCUGUACCUCCUAGUACAACUGGUGGGACAACCACAACUACAAAAUCAACAACCCCAACCGCUGUACCUCCUAGUACAACUCAGAGUCCAACCACAAGCACAACAGAGGAGCCAACCACGACCACAAAAUCUACAUCUCCGACCUCUGUACCUCCAAGUACAACUGGUGGGACAACCACAACCACAAAAUCAACAACCCCAACCGCUGUACCUCCUACUACAACUAAGGGACCAACCCCAACCACAACAGAGGAGCCAACCACGACCACAAAAUCUACAUCUCCGACCUCUGUACCUCCUAGUACAACUGGUGGGACAACCACAACUACAAAAUCAACAACCCCAACCGCUGUACCUCCUAGUACAACUCAGAGUCCAACCACAAGCACAACAGAGGAGCCAACCACGACCACAAAAUCUACAUCUCCGACCUCUGUACCUCCAAGUACAACUGGUGGGACAACCACAACCACAAAAUCAACAACCCCAACCGCUGUACCUCCUACUACAACUAAGGGACCAACCCCAACCACAACAGAGGAGCCAACCACGACCACAAAAUCUACAUCUCCGACCUCUGUACCUCCAAGUACAACUGGUGGGACAACCACAACCACAAAAUCAACAACCCCAACCGCUGUACCUCCUACUACAACUAAGGGACCAACCCCAACCACAACAGAGGAGCCAACCACGACCACAAAAUCUACAUCUCCGACCUCUGUACCUCCUAGUACAACUGGUGGGACAACCACAACCACAAAAUCAACAACCCCAACCGCUGUACCUCCUAGUACAACUAAGGGACCAACCCCAACCACAACAGAGGAGCCAACCACGACCACAAAAUCUACAUCUCCGACCUCUGUACCUCCAAGUACAACUGGUGGGACAACCACAACCACAAAAUCAACAACCCCAACCGCUGUACCUCCUACUACAACUAAGGGACCAACCCCAACCACAACAGAGGAGCCAACCACGACCACAAAAUCUACAUCUCCAACCUCUGUACCUCCUAGUACAACUGGUGGGACAACCACAACUACAAAAUCAACAACCCCAACCGCUGUACCUCCUAGUACAACUCAGAGUCCAACCACAAGCACAACAGAGGAGCCAACCACGACCACAAAAUCUACAGCUCCGACCUCUGUACCUCCAAGUACAACUGGUGGGACAACCACAACCACAAAAUCAACAACCCCAACCGCUGUACCUCCUACUACAACUAAGGGACCAACCCCAACCACAACAGAGGAGCCAACCACGACCACAAAAUCUACAUCUCCGACCUCUGUACCUCCUAGUACAACUGGUGGGACAACCACAACUACAAAAUCAACAACCCCAACCGCUGUACCUCCUAGUACAACUCAGAGUCCAACCGCAAGCACAACAGAGGAGCCAACCACGACCACAAAAUCUACAUCUCCGACCUCUGUACCUCCAAGUACAACUGGUGGGACAACCACAACCACAAAAUCAACAACCCCAACCGCUGUACCUCCUAGUACAACUAAGGGACCAACCCCAACCACAACAGAGGAGCCAACCACGACCACAAAAUCUACAUCUCCGACCUCUGUACCUCCUAGUACAACUGGUGGGACAACCACAACCACAAAAUCAACAACCCCAACCGCUUACAACUGGUGGGACAACCACAACCACAAAAUCAACAACCCCAACCGCUGUACCUCCUACUACAACUAA
Thunnus maccoyii (southern bluefin tuna) is the source of this 12255-nucleotide messenger RNA. Its product is annotated as mucin-2-like. The coding region runs from base 1 to 12255 and encodes 4084 amino acids. NCBI's taxonomy places the organism in Eukaryota, Metazoa, Chordata, Actinopteri, Scombriformes, Scombridae. Gene Ontology annotation, cellular component: extracellular matrix. The transcript has 27 exons. The record is from RefSeq and is a predicted model, not a curated record. Gene Ontology annotation, molecular function: protein binding.